Megalopta genalis is the source of this 2684-nucleotide messenger RNA. RefSeq names its product Dihydrouridine synthase 3 (gene Dus3). Gene Ontology annotation, molecular function: tRNA dihydrouridine synthase activity; RNA binding; flavin adenine dinucleotide binding. NCBI's taxonomy places the organism in Eukaryota, Metazoa, Arthropoda, Insecta, Hymenoptera, Halictidae. The record is from RefSeq and is a predicted model, not a curated record. Gene Ontology annotation, biological process: tRNA processing.
UGCGUUUGGGAUUUGCCGACGGCAAAUAAUCGUCGGUGCCUCCAUGCAGAAAAACUUGGCAGCGGUUCAUAUGUAACGUGUUUUUAGUGGUAGUGUGGGCAAAGCACGUGCGCGCAAGUAUUAGAAGUGUACAUGCGUGGCCCUGAAGGCCAUCGUAUCGCCCCUCCAUUGUACCCAAUCUUUGAAAUGAAAUGACAAUUAACUUGCAAAACAGAAGGUUACAGUUCAACGUUUCCAUUAUAAUCAAUUGAAUGUAUCUUAAAACUACCGUCUGCCGGUACGUUUUACCAACAGUUUAUAAAAUGGAAAGUGCACGGUAUGCUUCAACACUUAUCAGAAUGGCGCAAAGUGGAGUUACGGGGAUUUAUGACAAAUUAUUAUGUGAGGAAUUCGACUUCUGAUGUAUAGUAGUUAAUAGGCCAUUGUUAGUUGAUAUUUGAAGUUAGAAGUAUCGUAGCGUGUUAGAUCCCAUGGGAAUCACUGUUCCCGUUAUUUUUAUGGGGGUGGCAUAAGGUGGCAUAGUGGUUUGGGACGCCCUGUGUUUCAGCAUUGUGUCAUGGUGAUAUUAAUCUGUAUAGACUAAAAGAUGUGAUGGAAUUUGUUGGAGGAUUCGCUGGAAGUUGAUUUAAAAUGGCCGCCAUCGGAGUGUGUAAAGAUAACGGUCAUAUUUGAAAUGAAAAAUUCAAAAUGCCGGCAUGCGAUGUAUCGAUCGACUUGAAAUGGCGACGUACAGUGAGAAAUGUACCGAUGAAUGUUCCUUUGACUACAGCGAAGAUAAACAGAAAGGAGUGUGCCUAAUUAAAACGGAAUAUAUUCUUGAAGAUCACGUUAGACUUUCGAAGGAGGAGAGCUUAUCGGAAAACGAAAACCAGAAGGCGGUAGACAAUGCGAAUAAUGCAAAGGAAGAUGCGGUCACAGUCAAUGAGCCUCCGAAUAAAAGGUUUAAGAAUGACAAGAAGGAAAAGCUUAGAGGCCAGAACAAAGCCAGGCCUGCUCCUUUUAAGGCACAGCGUCAGGUCAACUUGUGUCCGCGGAUAGCGGAUCAAACUGUGGACAAACCAGAGAAAAAAUGUGAUAAUAAAAACUGCACAUUUCUGCAUGAUAGAAUCGAGUAUUUAAAAAUAAAGCCAGAUGAUAUUGGAACAGAAUGUUAUCUGUUUAAUCUGACUGGCAGGUGUCCAAGGGGUGCUGCCUGUAGAGUAGGCUCUAAGCACUUGACCAAGGAUGGCUUGAACAUCGUGGAUACACAAAAGUUGGAAGAUUUCAAGGAAAGGCCCCCCUCUACUAAGAACCACUUGGCGAAAGAUCUUCAAAUCGUACUGAGGAAGCACAAGUACAACUUCUCCAAAGCUGAAAAAAUUGUCAAAGCGAAUGGACCGUCUAGAAAGAAGGUGGACACAGAAAAUGAGACAGAACAAUCCACAGGUAUAGGUGAAACAAAUGAAGCUGACAAAGAGUCUGAAAUAGAUGCAGAGAAGAAGCUUGGACCGGUGGAGGACUACGAUCUAGUAAAAUGUAGAGAGUCAGAAAAGAAAAAGAUAGAUUGGAAGAAUAAAAUAAUGUUGAGUCCGCUGACAACGGUGGGCAAUUUGCCUUUCAGAAGAAUCUGCAAAGAGUAUGGUGCUGAUAUCACCUGCGGGGAGAUGGCGUUAGCUCCGAAAAUUUUACAGGGAGCACACGAGGAGUGGGCGCUCGUGAAGAGACACGAGUCGGAGGAUAUAUUCGGUGUACAGCUCUGUGGCAACAAUCCCGGCGUACUGACAAGAUGCGCGCAAUUAUUAAACAAAGAAAUCGACGUUGACUUCAUUGAUUUGAAUCUGGGAUGCCCCAUAGAUCUGAUCUAUAGACAAGGCGGCGGCAGCGGGAUGCUCAAUCGACUGAACGUAUUAGAAACAGUCAUAAAGUCAGUCAGCCAAGUUUUGACUAUUCCCCUAACUAUAAAGACUAGAACCGGCGUCUACAUCGACAAACCAAUCGUCCACAAUCUGGUACCUAAAUUCCGUGAAUGGGGUGCAUCCAUGAUCACUGUACACGGAAGAUCCCGCGAACAAAGGUAUACGAAGCUGGCUGACUGGGAGUACAUAGACAAAUGCGCGAAGGCAGCACACCCGGUAACCGUGUUCGGGAACGGCGACAUUUUAUCUUACGACGAUUACCAAAGGGUUCAGAACACGUACACGAAUAUACAGGGUAUUACCAUAGGUCGUGGUGCACUGAUAAAACCGUGGAUAUUCACCGAAAUAAAGGAGAAGAAGCUGAUAGAUAUUUCCAGUUCAGAGAGAUUCGAUAUUUUGAAGAAGUAUUCCAACUAUGGCCUUGAACACUGGGGUUCGGACACUCGAGGUGUGGAGACGACAAGGAGAUUCAUGUUAGAAUGGAUAUCCUUUCUGCACAGGUACGUCCCCGUUGGCAUUCUGGAGAGGCCACCGCAGAGGAUAAACGAGAGACCUCCGUUCUACCGAGGUCGCGAUGAUAUGGAGACAUUGAUGGCCAGCUCGAACUGUGCCGAUUGGAUUAAAUUAUCGGAAAUGUUACUAGGAAAAGUGCCUGAGGGAUUCCACUUUCUGCCUAAGCACAAGGCGAACUCGUGGAACACGAACAGAGGAUAAUAAUGUACAGCGACUUGCUCGUGAGAGAAAUUUUAUAUGACGAUAUUUUCCAAUAAACCACGGCAAAUAAGUCUU